AUGUCUCGGAAAGGACAAUCUGUAAUUAAUGAAGAAGAAGAAAUCUUAAAAUCAAUUAAUAAAGAUGAUAAAUCUAUGAUUUCUGAAAACAAAAAAGAUGAAGAUACAGGAAAUGGAUAAAAGUCAGAAAAAGAAAAGGAUUCCUCUAAUAAUGUUUUAGAUGAAAUUGAAUAGAUCAUUUCUAAUGAUGCUGGCUUCUGUACCAAUUUGUAUUAUAUUAUUCUAACUAUAUUUAGUAUGUUACUUGUAAUAUAUGUUGUUUUAAUUAUUCAAAUUUAUUUAGAAUAUCGUAUUCCUGAAGUUCAUGAGACUAGUCAAAGUAUUAAAAAGUAUAUCUCCUAAAGGUAUAUUUCAUAAUCAUCUAAAUAGAAUAUCAACACAGUUAAAUGAAAUAUAAGAUGUUCCAUUCAUUUAUAGUGAAUACCUUUAAAAAAUUAUCUAUUUUAUACACGAUCAUUCUGAAGAUCGAAACCGUUUUGAUCUUCUUUAUAAUCCUUUGAUUGAAAAUUCAAGUCAAUAUGCAAAUACCUCAUAUUUGCUUUUAGAAAAUUAUAAUUACUAUCUUGGAAGCGUAAUUUCGUUUACUUUGAAACAUGUAAAUGAAGAUUUAGUAUACAAUUUGAAUAUUUAAAGGAAUCAGAUGAAUUCGUAAGGAAAAUAAUAACAAUACAAAACACUGAUAUUUAUACGAUGGCAGAUAUAAUGUUGAGUGACGAAAAAACAAUGAAUUAAGCGAAUUAAAUAAAUGAAUCUAAAAUAGAUGAAAAGUUUUAACAAAACAUAAUAAUUUCAUGUAAUUAUAGUUUUUAAUUGAUCUUAGAAUCUGAAGAUAUUUUUGAAGUAAAAAUGUACUUCACUAAUUCUAUGGAUUAAGCAUUUGCUUCAGAAAUGCUAUCAUUACUUGAAAGUUAAUUUGAUUUUUCUUCCCUCUUUGUUUUAAAACACGACAUUUAUAUAAUAAAUCCUUUGACUGAAGUAAUUCUAAAGAUUUCUAAUUAAUUUGACAUUAGUAAUUAAGGAAGAAUUUAAUAUUAAUAGGUUAUUGAUUAUGGGGUGUAUUAUUAUUAGGGAAGUAAUGUAUAAUCAAAUGUUGUAUUUGGAAUAGUAACAAAAUCGUUAUUUGCUGCUGUGGUUUUCUUUUAGAUAGUUUAUACAAUCGGAAAGGUAAUUAUAAUAUUAUAAAAAACAUAGAGAAUAUUUUUUAUGGUAAUUAAAUUUUUAUCAACAAGAAUAUUUGAAUUUGAGUUUGACUUACUGUUUAUUACAGCAUAAAGAACAUUAAACUUUAUUUACAUCAUAGCUUGGUUUUUAAUGUUUUCUUAAUUUUAAGGAAUAACAAUAACUCCAUAAGUAACAUAAGAAUAAAUAGAAGGAAUAGAUAAUUAUCUUUAGAAUUCAAAUACAUAUUAGUUAUUUGCUAUAACAACAUUUAUAAUAACAAUUUAUGAUAUAAUUAAGAUUAUGUCUUCAUUCUUUCCUACAUUUGGUGUGUUAAUGUAUACAUUCAUUGUAGCUGGUAAAGAUAUGAUCAUAUUUAUUUCGGUAUUUAUUUUUAUUAUUAUAAUAGUACACGGCUAUGGUUUUAGUAAGUUUUAUAAUGAUUUCAAAUAUAAUCUUUGGACCAUUGAAUGAUGAAAUAGCAACAUUAGGUAAUGCAGCAUAUUUAUGUUUUGAAUUUUUUUGUGGUAAUUUUAAAUUUGCUUUUCUUGAAUAAAUAGUUCCAGGAAUAGGUUUCGUUUAUUCUUUAUUAUUUUUUAUUUCAUUUAAUCUAAUAUUGCUUCCAUACUUUUAUGGAAUUAUAAUUUUAACAUAUGGAUAAUUAAGAUAAAAACUAUAAUUAACAACAUAAGCUUUAGCUGAGAUAGCUGCUGAUAAAUCUACAAAAGCUACUAUGAAAUGGAUAAAUCUUAUAUUUUUUGUACCACCAGUAACAGAAGAAUAAUUAUUAAGAGAAAAAUUAAAAAAAGAGGAAGCAGAAAAAAAAAAAAAAAAAAGAAGAGGAAGAUAGUAAAAAAAAGAAAAAAACAAAAACUCCAUUAUCAUCUGGAUAACCACCAUUAUCUGAUUAAAAAUCUGUAAAAUCUGCUAUUUCCAAUAAAUCAAUUAGAGGAGAAUAAUUAAGAGGAUUAUUAAAGAAAAAGGUUGAUGAUGCAUAGUCUCCUUAAAAACCUAAAAAUAACGCAGCAAAACCUGAAGAACCAAAAGAAAAAGAAAAAGAAUUAACUUUAAAGGAAAUAUUUAUGUAUAAUUUUCAAUAGUUGGAUAUUAAAAAUGUUCUUAUGAAUUUUAUAGGUUUAGGAUAAGAAGAUUUAUUAACUAAAUAAUAAAGAAUUAAAGAAAUAAAAGAUAAAAAGGAGGAAAUUAUAGAUAGAUAAACUUAAAACAGAAAAGAAAUGAAAAAUUUAAAAGAAAAAAAUUUAUUUACAAAUUUAAAAGAUGGAUUCUUACAUAUGAUCUUUUUAAUUUUCUUAAUUAUAGGAUUUUAAAAUUAAACUCUAAAAUCAAGUACAUUUAAUCAAGAGUAUUAUAUUAAAUAAUUUUAUGAUACAAGUUUAUUUCAAGGAGUGAAAAACUUUUAGAUUUAUGAUAUAAGUUUAGAAGAUGUAGAAUCAUCAAGAGAUAUUGAUAGUUAUAUUAAGAAUGUAAUAUUUAGUACAGCAGGAGAUGAUUAUGAUAAUAAUUAUAGUAAAGAAUAAUUAAGAGAUUUUGAUGUUUUUGUUGGUUAUUCUCCAGUAAGAAUGACAAUUAGAUUAUAUAAAGGAUUAAAUGUUAAUUUUUUUACUGAAAAUAACGAUAUAGUAUUUCGUGGAAGGUCUUCAUCAGAUUUUACUCCAUUUUCAGGAGAAUCUUCUGGUGAAAAAAUGGAAAAUUUAUAUAAGAGUGGAAUUGAAUAUAAAUAUUUAGGAAAAGGAACACCAAGUGCUGCAUAUUAGGCAGGAGGAUAUACAUUUUAAUUUUAGAGUGAAAUAAGUGGAGCUGUAGAAUAAUACUAAAAAAUAUAAUCAGAUAGUUUUUUUACUGUUUCGGUAUUGAUUAUAAUUAUAUUAUUUUUUAGACAGGAAUAAUUAAUUGUGAAUUUAUCAUUUAUAAUCCACCUUAAGAUUUAUAUUCAUUUGUUACUGUAACAAUAUAUAUUAAAGCUACUGGUUAAAUAGAACAUCUAAUUACAUUAAAUGUAAAUUAUUUAUUUAAUUAUUAUUAGACAUUUCCAAUUACAUUGUAUUCUGGUAGUAGAUUAACAAGAAUUGUUUUUGAACUCAUUGUAUUAUAUUUUCACAUUAAAUUUUGGAAAAUGUUUUUAAAUUAAUGGAAAGAAGUUUGGAAUCAUCCAAGUGCUAUAGAAUUUACACCUUAUGAUCUUCCAUCUGAUAGAUAAUUUUCAUUUGUUGAAAGACAUUUAAAUAUGGAUUUUUCAGACAAAAAAAAUGAUUAAAUUGUUAAUCUACUUUUUGGUAUAGGUAAAAGAAUUUAUGGAUUUGUUAUGCGUUUACUUACAAGUCUUAAAAUAAUGGUUUAAUAAACAUUUUUUAAUAUUUUAUUAAUUACAGGAAUAUUAUUGAUGUUUAUUUAAAUUAUUUAUUGGCUUUAGAUUGUAUUCAAUUAAUUAAGAAUGUCAUUUGAUUAUUAUGAAGGAUUUUUAUUUGUAAAAUAUAUUUAAAUAUUAAUUAGGCUGAUAAAGAACCACCUGGAAUGUUUAAUGAUUUUUAAAAUCUUGCUUAAUUGUUUUAAUUAUAUAACACAAUGGCUUCAUUUAUUUUAUUUAAUGAGUAUAAUUUUUAAAUAUUAAAAUAGGAUGAUAAGAAUAAUGGUUUACUUUUCAUUUUCUGCAAAACUUAGUUUAGUUUUAGAUAUAAUUGCAAGUGCAAGUAUUGACAUAGUAUUCUUUAUGAUAAUGUUUUGUUUGAUUGUUUUUGCUUUUGCUUGUGUUGGAGUAUUAAGUUUUGGUUAUGUAAAUGGAUCAUUUAAAAAUUUAUAUUUAUCUGUCAUAUAUUCUCUACAAAUAAUAAGUUAAAAUGCAAAAAUGCAUAAAUCUGAUGGUGAAAAUUAUUAAGCAAGUGUUAUUCUAUUUUAUUUUCUCAUAAAUAUAGUGAUAUUAUUAGUUUUAAUGAGAAUGUUAAUAGCUAUAUUAGAUGGACAUUUUAUUGAAAUUAAUAGUGAAUAAACAGAAAGAUUAGGUUUGGUUGAUACUAUUAUGAGUAUAUUAAGGAAUGAAUAUGAAAAAUUAAAAAAAAAAGAAGAUGAUGAUGAUGAUGAAAUUAAUGAAUAAUCAGAUAAUGAUGAAGAAAAAAUGCAUUCAAAAUGGGCUAUAUUGAAUUGGAUAUAUAAAAAAAUAUAUGAUAUUAAAGAAUUAACUGUAUUGAUUUAUAAAUAUGGUGAAGCUAAAUUUAAUGAAUAUAGAACUUUAUUAUUUGGAAUGCUUUUUUAAUAAGAUGAUAAUAAAAAAAUUAGUCGUAAGAGUAGUAUGAAUGAAGAUGGUGAAGAAGAUGAUAAUAAAUUAAAAAUUGAAUUAGAUUUUGAUGAAGAUAAAAAUAUAGUUGGUAAUAGAUAAAGAAUAGAAUCAGUUGAAGAAAUUAAAAUAUAUAAUACAGCAAAUGAAGCUAUGACAAAUUUAUAGAAUUUGACGGGAAAAAAAUUGGCUGGUGAAUAAUUUAAAACUACUUAGGUUUCUACUUGGAUUGCUGCUUUAGAAAAAGGUAUUUAAGAUAUUGCAUCUAAUUAAUUAAAUUUUUAAUAAUAUUAUACUCCUCAACCUAAUUAAAAAAUGGAUUGGAUUAUUUAAUUUUAAUUUCAUGAUUUUGAAAAAAAAUAUAAGGAUUUAGGAUUUGAAAUUCAUGGAGAAGAUUAAGGAGACUUUGCUUAAACAAUUAAAUAAGAUUAAUACAUAGAAGCAACACAUAAUCUUAUUGAAAAAAUUCAUAAAUAGAUUACUACUCUUAAUUUUAAAUAAAUGGAGACUUUUCAAAAUUUAGUUAGAUCAAUAGAUUUUUUAUUUUUUUUCUUUACAAACAUUAUUUUAGUAAAGAAUCCAGAAAAAUAUUUAGAAAGAUAUUAAAUAAAAAUUUAAGAAUAAGAAAAAAUUAAAUAAAAAUAAAAGACACUUAAAUUAUAAUAAUAAAAAUAGAAAGGUAAAUUGAAAUAAAAUAAACAAUAAAAAGUUGAAUUUGACAUUUCUCUUCUAGAUAUUUCAAAUGAAGUUAGGUAUUUUGAUGUAGUAAUCGAUGAUAUUUAAAGAUAGGAUAGUAGAAAAAAAUCUAUUUUAAAAUCUAUGAAAUCAAUUAAGACAGUAAAUAAUUAAUAAAAUAAUUAAUCUUUUGAAAUAUAAAGUGAACCAAGCAAAUUUGCUAAAUUUAAUGCUGAACAUCUUAAAUCAAUGAAUUCUCAAUAAAUUAUAAGUAUUUUUAGUAAAUUAGUGUGCUUAUUUUAUUUAUGGUAAGAAAUGAAAUUAAAUGAUAAAGUUAUUUUAUGGUUUGGUAAUGUACUUCAUACUAAAAAAAAGGAAAAAUUAAAUAUUUAACCUUUCUUUUGUAUUUAUCAUAAAAUAGCAUUUUGGAAUGAAGCAGGUUGGGACAAAAGAACUCUUUAGAAAAUUACAGUAUCUUCUGAUGAUCAUAAGAAAUUAUAUAGUGAAUAUGAUACUUAAAAUAUAGUACCAGAAUUUUAAUUCAUUUUAUUUUGGGAUAUCUUAAGUAAUUGUUUAUAUAUAAUUAUUCCUUUAGGUAAAAUGUAAGUAAUCAAUUAAAAAUCUAAUGAAAAGUAAGAAAUAGAUGAAGAAGCUGAAGAUACUAAUUUAACUGAUUUUCUUCCUAUAAGUAGUAUUUAAAUUCAAUUUGUUGCAUGUAAAUAUAAACAAUUUAUUUAUUAGAAUUAUUGAGAGGUAAAGGAGCAAAAGAUUUGUUAGUUUAAGUUGAAAAUGAAAAUAGUUUUGAAAAGAAAUUAGCUAUAUUGAAAAGUAAAAUUCUUAAUAAUUUUAUAUAGACUCUCAUUUAUAAAAUGAUCAUAAAAUUAUUAUCUGGAUAUUAAUGAAUCCAAUGGAAAAAAUGGAAAUGAUAUUAUAACAGGAAAAAAAAUAACAAGUUUAAUUUAUGAUUUUGAUGUUACUAGAAGAAUUAUACGAUAAUUUUAUUAUGUUGGAAAAGAUAGAAAAAGAUUUUUAUAAUUAGCUUAAUUCUAAAAUUUAUCUUUCAUUCCAUAAUUUUGCUGAAUUUAAUGCUUUAUCAACUGCACUUAAUAUAAGAAACAAAUAUACUUAAUAGUCAGUUAAUGAUGCUAAAGAUUAUACGAAUUAUAUUUAAUUUUUAGAGCUUUAAUUGGCUAAUUCAAAUUAAGCCCUAUCUAAAUAUAGUGAUUUUUUAAUUAAAGAAGUGAAGAAAGUUAAGAAUAAAGGAGUAUUGAAAUAAAAUUUGGGUAAUUUAGCAAAAGUUCAAGCAUAAUAGAAUUUAGUAAAAGAGGAUUAAACUGGUUCUCCAUAAUAAAUAAAGCUAGAAGCAUCAAGAUUCAAUUAAAAAGUAAAACAAGUAACUAUAAGAGAAGAACCGAAAAAUUGA
Messenger RNA from Paramecium sonneborni, 6545 nucleotides. Lineage: Eukaryota; Ciliophora; Oligohymenophorea; Peniculida; Parameciidae. The record is from the annotation of a GenBank genome assembly.